This is a messenger RNA of Erigeron canadensis, 618 nucleotides long. Its product is annotated as circumsporozoite protein-like. The transcript has a single exon. The record is from RefSeq and is a predicted model, not a curated record. NCBI's taxonomy places the organism in Eukaryota, Viridiplantae, Streptophyta, Magnoliopsida, Asterales, Asteraceae. Bases 1 to 618 code for a protein of 205 amino acids.
AUGACCACAAGGGCUACCGGUAUUCCACUAGUAAGCCCUCAAUCAAAUCCGGGAAAGACGAAGAGACGAGGAAGGAAACCAUCUAAAACCGUUAACCCUUCAUCUAGCAAAAUAGAUACCUUAAACUUAAACGUUGAAGCCGAAAGUUCCACACCACCGGAAAAUAAACCUCAAACUCCACCAAAGACUUCACCCAAGAAUUCACCAAACUCAACACCGAACUCCACUCCACCCUCUACACCUCCUACUACACCAAGAAACAUGGCCGAAGACAUGGUUCACCCUUCUGAUAGGACUAUCGGGGAGAGUACUCGAGUCAUUGCACCUAAUAGGGGCUCGGCUAUUCGUCCUCCAACCACCGCUCCAAAUUUCAAUGUCAAAGGUAAUCACUUGUCUCGGGUUGAAGAGAAUCAAUUUGAUGGGGUUGUUAAGUGGGAUCCGUAUGAUCAUGUGGAGAAGUUUGAAAAAGUUUGUCGAUUGUUCAAGUAUGGGGAGACUCAAAUGCCACUUGUUAAGCUUGAAUUGUUUCCAUUGUCUCUCACGGGAGAGGCGGCGAAUUGGUAUAAGAAUCUCGAUGACAACAUAUUUGAAACAUGGGAAGAGUUGAGGGAAGGAUAA